Molecule: messenger RNA, 321 nt
Organism: Aspergillus fischeri NRRL 181
Lineage: Eukaryota; Fungi; Ascomycota; Eurotiomycetes; Eurotiales; Aspergillaceae
Exons: 1
Coding region: 1-321 (106 amino acids)
Source: RefSeq, a predicted model, not a curated record
AUGGCUAAUACUCGCUCCGGCGGCUCUGCCGCCCGUCGUGGCCGCGCUGCUCGUCGUUCCGCUGCUCCUGCCGCUGCCGCCACCACUGCUCCUGCUCCGGUUCGUGGCCGCCGGGGUCGCCCUCCCGGUCGUGGGCGUGCUGCUGCUCGCGCUGGUCGCGGGCGUGGAGCGUCUCGCGGCCGGGGGGGCGCCCUGGUUGGCGUCGUCAUCUCCGCUCCCGCCUCCGCUGCGCCGCCCCCGCCUCCCCCCCCCUCGGUCCGGGCCGCGCUCCUGUCGGUUGACCCCGGCGGACUCACCAAGGCUGUACUGUUCCGGGAGUGA